CAGCUCACGACCAGACCAGGUACUGCAUGUCUUUAGUCAUCGCAUACAUGAGUACGAUCUCUCUGCUGAUGUUGCUGGGAUGGUGGCUAGUGUCUUGGCUGCUGUUGAGGAGUGGGGCAAAGUGGACGACAAAGAAUCGAAAAAUAACAGACGAGUGUCAUCUCGGCCACACCACCAAGUACCCGUUGAUCACUAUGGACAGCGAACAGAAGCAAGUGUUGGACAUGCUCCAGCGACCAUUCCGGCUGCCGACUCAAAGAGAGAGACAACUUCGAAGUCGGAGAGCCGUGGCUGCGGAUCUGCUCAGUACGCUAGAAAAGAGCCGAUCGGAGAGUCAUCCCAUUGUGUUUGAAGUGGGUACCCGUGUGGGAGGAAGCGAGCCGCCACCUCAGCGGUUGACUCUUGCUCGCUCCAUUCCCAGAGGCACCGUCUUCUCUAUCUUCGUCAAGAGCCAUCGUCUGGCCGCCAAGGAACUCUGCGACUACUUCAUGGAGGCAAGCAGUGUGCAGGAGCUCAGGCAAAGGGUGGAGGAGGUGCGGGGACUUGUCAAUGAGAAGCUUUUCAUCUUUGCCCUAUCCUUUGUAAUCAUCAGGAAGCCGGAGAUGAGACAUCUGCGCCUACCUAGCAUUGUGGAGAUCUUCCCAUGCAUGUUCGUGCCAGUCACCACCGUGUCAGAGAUGGAACAGGAGGCCAGGAAGUCCACCCCUGACCAAGAGAUAGUAGUAACAGAAUAUGGACCAGAGUUCUCCAGCACUCACCUCAAGCCUGAGCACCGAGUAGCUUACUGGCGUGAGGAUUAUGGCAUUAAUUCCCACCACUGGCACUGGCAUCUUGUCUACCCUGUGGACCUUGGUGUGAUGAGGGACCGCAAGGGGGAGCUGUUCUUCUACAUGCACCAACAAAUGCUUGCUCGUUAUGACAUGGAUCGCCUGAGUGUUGGUCUGAACAGGGUGCAGAAACUGAGCAACUGGCGUAUCCCCAUCCCUGACGGCUACUUCCCCAAGCUGACCAUCAACAACGCUGGCCAGACAUGGGGCUCCCGGCAGGACAACUCGUUAGUGCAGGACUACAGACGUGAGGACUUUGGGCUGCUGCCAUUUGAUGUCUCUGAACUGGAGCAGUGGCACAGCAGGAUCAUGGACGCCAUUCAUCAGGGCUAUCUUGUUGAUCAUGAUGGUAACCAAACAAGGCUCACAGACAAUGUCAAACCACCUGAAAAGCGUGGAAUUGACCUUCUCGGGGACACAGUGGAGGCAGACAGUAGCAUCAGCCUCAACAGUCUCUUCUACGGCGACCUGCACAACAUGGGGCAUGUAGUCAUUUCAGCCAUCCAUGACCCAGACUAUGCUCAUCGGGAGAACCUUGGAGUCAUGUCAGACACAGCCACAGCCAUGAGGGACCCUGUGUUCUACCGCUGGCACAAAUACAUUGACGACAUCUUCCAGGAGUACAAGGUCAUUCAGCCACCCUACACCACUGAGGAACUGUCCCUCUCAUCAGUUGAGGUGGUGUCAGUGGCUGUAGAGAGCCAGGGUCAGAAGAACCAGUUGAUCACUGGCUGGAGCACUCGGGACUUUGAGGCGAGUCGUGGACUGGACUUCAAUGCUGAUAAGCCAGUGAUGGUGCGACUCACCCAUCUCAACCACCAUCCCUUCGUCUACAGCAUCAAGUUGCAGGCAGCCAACAGUGGCAGUUUACCAAAGGAAGUGACAGUGAGGAUCUUCAUGGCGCCCAAACUUAAUGAAAGAGGAGUGGAGAUGAGCUUCAUGGAACAGCGCCUCCUAUGGGCUGAGAUGGACCGCUUUACUCAUGACUUGAAGCCCGGGCUAAACCAUAUUCUGCGGUCCUCCACCUCCUCAUCCAUCACAAACUCAAAUGAAUUUACCUUCCGUGAUCUGGAGGAGCGGCCAAACCCAGAUAACCCAGUGUUGUUAGUGAACAUGCUGCUGCAGCCACCACCCCUGCCACCUGCAGUGAUAAUGCUGGGUAUACAGCAGCCACCACCCUAGCUACCCACAGUGAUAGUACCGAGUGUACAGCUACCAGCAAUAGUACAGAUGCUGUCCUACUUACAAAUGAGUUAAGUUCCAGUUGGCCAUCCAUAACUUAUGUUCAUAAGUCAUUAAUUUAUAAAAUGUUUUGGGUGUACACUGCCCUCUCAUGUUCAUAAGUCAUUAAUUUAUAAAAUGUUUUGGGGGUACAUUGCCCUCUCAACUUUUUUGUGCUUGCUUUCUUUUGAAGCCAUAGCACUAAACUCAAGGAUCAUGAAAUCUGUGGUAUUGAAAACACUAAAGCAUUGUAUGAGUGUGUGUCAUUUCCUCUCCUUCCACAUAACACUGCCAUGCAGCCAUCACAUGAGCAUGUAUUUUGUCACAACAUUCAGCAUGAUGCAGCAGUGCAACCACCACACGUGUGUGUUUUGUCCUUACAUUCAGUGUGAUACAGCAAUGCAACACUACCACAUUUAGAACUGUGUAUGUGUUUUCUCUUCACAUUCAACAUGAUGCCAUGGUGCAGUGGUGCCCCAUAUCUCCACUAGUGCCACCAUAGCCACCCCACCAACUGCAGUGAUAGUAUUGAUUGUGCAGCUGUUGCCGCCCACAGCGAUAGUACUGAGUGUGUCACCAGUGCCAUCUUCUUGAUUAUUACUAUACUGUGAGAGUUCUUAUAACUGAAGUGUUUUGAUAUUAUGAAUUGUUACCUUCAGUUAUAUGAAAAAAAUAUAAGGGGUAGUCUGUAUUUUGAUUUCUAGGGGGCCUUUCUCAUUCAGAUGGGAACCAUAGUCCUCUUUACUGUUACUUUCAUGAUAACUAACGUGAAUCACACCUAACAUGGGUUGUUAGCAGAACUAAACAUCCCCCCAACCCACGUUAACAGCAACAUUAUUGCCCUUCAUUAUAUGUGGUAUUUUUACAUUAAAAAGUUGGAAUUAAUUUAGUUUAAGUCUUGAAUUAUGGUGGAACUGUAAUUAAAAAGACACUUUUAUUAAUUUUUUGCAAUCUUUGUGACUCUAAUGACUAGAGGAAUGCAUCUUAUAGACAUCUAAGCCUUUAUGUACUGUACAUGUGAGCCAUCAAAUGGAAGGCAAGAACAUAAAAA
Messenger RNA from Scylla paramamosain (green mud crab), 3099 nucleotides. Its product is annotated as phenoloxidase 3-like. The record is from RefSeq and is a predicted model, not a curated record. Gene Ontology annotation, molecular function: oxidoreductase activity. The transcript has 16 exons. Bases 27 to 2009 code for a protein of 660 amino acids. Lineage: Eukaryota; Metazoa; Arthropoda; Malacostraca; Decapoda; Portunidae.